Myxocyprinus asiaticus (Chinese sucker) is the source of this 820-nucleotide messenger RNA. RefSeq names its product histone H2B-like. Gene Ontology annotation, molecular function: DNA binding; structural constituent of chromatin; protein heterodimerization activity. Gene Ontology annotation, cellular component: nucleosome. Bases 15 to 389 code for a protein of 124 amino acids. The transcript has a single exon. The record is from RefSeq and is a predicted model, not a curated record. Lineage: Eukaryota; Metazoa; Chordata; Actinopteri; Cypriniformes; Catostomidae.
UUCGCUGUGUUGUCAUGCCUGAACCAGCGAAGUCCGCCCCGAAGAAGGGAUCUAAGAAGGCCGUCACGAAGGCCGCCGGUAAGGGAGGAAAGAAGCGCAGGAAGUCUAGGAAGGAGAGUUACGCUAUCUACGUGUACAAAGUCUUGAAGCAGGUUCAUCCUGACACCGGUAUCUCCUCCAAGGCGAUGGGCAUCAUGAACUCUUUCGUCAAUGACAUCUUCGAGCGCAUCGCCGGUGAGUCGUCUCGUCUCGCUCACUACAACAAGCGCUCCACCAUCACAUCGAGAGAGAUCCAGACCGCCGUGCGUCUGCUGCUGCCCGGUGAACUGGCCAAACACGCCGUGUCUGAGGGGACAAAGGCCGUCACCAAGUACACCAGCUCCAAGUAAAGUGUGACAAGAAACCUCAACCAAAGGCUCUUUUAAGAGCCAACCAUGUUAUCGCUUAAAGAGAUUCAUCAUACAUUCAUAACUUUUUGUCUACAUUAUACAGAUUAGUUUCCAGUCAGGAUUAAUCUUAUUCGACACGUAGUUCUCCAUCAAUGUUGUUUAAGUAGUGUAUUGAUGUUAACCACCAGCAGGAUUGGAUGUUUGCAAAUAUUAAAUUGGAUUAAAUAUUUUCUUAAAUGUGAAAUCUUAAUAUUAAAAUUAUGUACCUGCACAUAAUUGUAUGUUGUACUCUGCUGUUAAAUAAAAAUCUGCAGAAUUUAUUUUUCAAACACUAAGUACAGUUAUUUACAUUAUUCAAUAGAGGACCAAAUGAGAAAAUGUAUCCAUUCCAAAUUAAUGUAAUAUUGCAGCAUGAAAUCAUUAAAAGUAUC